Ictalurus furcatus (blue catfish) is the source of this 2393-nucleotide messenger RNA. It is a transcript of the gene nkx6-2, whose product is annotated as NK6 homeobox 2. Bases 347 to 1183 code for a protein of 278 amino acids. The transcript is spliced from 3 exons. The record is from RefSeq and is a predicted model, not a curated record. Gene Ontology annotation, molecular function: DNA-binding transcription factor activity, RNA polymerase II-specific; RNA polymerase II cis-regulatory region sequence-specific DNA binding. NCBI's taxonomy places the organism in Eukaryota, Metazoa, Chordata, Actinopteri, Siluriformes, Ictaluridae. Gene Ontology annotation, biological process: cell differentiation; regulation of transcription by RNA polymerase II. Gene Ontology annotation, cellular component: nucleus.
CAGCGGCUCCGGCUCCGCGAGCAUCAUAACACAGAGUCAAUUUACUGACGUGAGUCGAGCUAAUGCGCGCCAUCGAACGCGGUGAAAUCUCCAACUUCCGACCGCGCAGCGGAUCGCGGCUCAGAUAACACUCACCGAACUAAAGACACUUGUGACCGGGGGCUCGCCCGAUACUCGGGCAGAUAUUUCUGUUGUUCCGCUUGUUUCAAACUUUUGUUUCUAGACUGAUCAACAGCGCCUCGACUUGGAGUUGCAUUGUGGGCAGUUGCAGGUGUUCCGUUGGCACUUCGUUUAGUGUUUUAAGAUUUUGUUUAGUUUUUAGUUUUUACGUGGUUCAUGCACACAAAUGUUAGCGGUGGGGCAAAUGGAUGCUAACAGGCAGAGUGCUUUCGUGUUGAGUAGCACGCCACUGGCUGCGCUUCACAACAUGACCGAGAUGAAGAGCUCGCUGUUCCCCUACACGCUGCAGAAUCCCGCAGGCUUCAAGGCUCCUUCAUUCACCAACCUCAGCUCACAGCUGCCGCUGGGCACACCGCACGGAAUUAGCGAUAUACUGGGACGCCCCAUCACCACGGCGGGACAACUGCUCUCCAGCUUUCCGCGGAUAAACGGCUUGGCCACCACUGCCGGGAUGUACUUUAACCCCGCUGCCGUGUCGCGCUACCCGAAGCCGCUGGCGGAGCUCCCGGGCAGAGCGCCUAUCUUCUGGCCCGGAAUGGUGCAGAGUUCCCCGUGGAGGGAGCCACGAAUGCCCUGUCAGGCACAAGCAAAUAUAAUGUUGGACAAAGACGGGAAGAAGAAACACUCCAGGCCAACUUUUUCAGGACAGCAGAUUUUUGCGCUGGAAAAAACCUUCGAACAGACAAAAUACCUGGCCGGGCCGGAAAGAGCACGCCUCGCUUACUCACUGGGAAUGACCGAGAGUCAGGUCAAGGUCUGGUUUCAGAACCGGAGAACCAAGUGGCGUAAGAAGCACGCAGCGGAAAUGGCCACCGCCAAAAAGAAACACGACUCGGAAACGGAGAAGAUGAAGGAAAGCUCGGACAACGAGGACGACGACGAGUACAACAAGCCGCUGGACCCCAACUCAGACGACGAAAAAAUUACGAGACUGCUGAAAAAGCACAAGUCUGCGAGCCUGUCGCUCAUGAGCCCGAGCAGCAGCAGCUCGGACACGUUGUGAUGCUGAGCACAGACUGUUUCUCCAGCAGCUGAGGAACGUUCACAAACUUAAAGCAGGGUACACAGGGGGGCUCAGAGCCUCCCACUGCUGCCGCAAGAGGAACUCGGAUGUAUAUAUUUUCUACCGAGUAAAUUAUGUUAUGAAGCCGCCCAAAAGGACAUGGCCAGUGUGCACUCAUCUCCUGUGGCAGAAACCUCAUUUCUCUUACUGUCGCCGAAUAACCAAGUCUAUCACUACUUCUUCUCCGACUUGGAGAAGUCUUACUCCGAGUACAAGUCCACCGGCUGUAAAUGUUCAUGUAAAUAGGAUUUGUUCUAACAGUUUUAACCGUAUCCUCUCCGGCCGGCUCUUUUCAUUUAAAAAGGACUCUAAGUUUUAGGGCUACCUCUGUAAAAACAGAUCCAGAUGGAUUGGAGGGUUAAAUGCUGAAUUAAGAGAAUAUUAUUGCUUCCGUGCUGAAGUAAGAAAACCUUUGUAUUAUCAAUAAAUUAUUUAACAAGCUUAUGUUUUAAAUAUGUCUCAAUAGAUUUCAUUUCGUUAUGUCUUCAAAUGUUAGCACGAUUAAGCUAGUAGUUUGCCUAAUUUAUGCUUUUUUAUAAGGAACAGUAGCUGAGACUGACAAACACUCAAAGUCAUUAAACUUUUUGGUGUCUUGCUUUCAAACAAAUUAUCAGCUAGAACAACUGAUUAAUAAAAACAAACCGUGCAGUAUAUGACUAUCAAUGGCUAUAGACAGUUAUUGCUGAACUGACGGGAAUUAGCCUGUUAGUUUUAUUUCCACUUUGAGAAGUGAUAAGCAGUGUACAUUAAUAAAUACAAUACUGUGUAACAGGUGAUACGCAGGAAACAGUUUAAUUUACAGAAGUAAGUUGAAGAUAAAGAUAAAUGCUUUUCCCCCAUGGAUCAUUUAAAUAGGCAACCUACAACCUGCUUCAUAAACGUCUGGCUACAGAUAUAGAUAUAGUCUGUAGACUCAGUGCAACUGAACCCGCACUUUAAUCUUAAUGAGAAGGAUUUAAUCUCUAUAAAUGAUAUCCUAAUUAAAUAGGCUAUACAGAUUUUUUUUUUUUUUUGUAAAAUUCGUUAGACAAAUAUAUACAAAUAUUAGAGUAAAAUUCGCUCAGGACGCUAAACUCCAACGAGAAUGGAAUAAUUUGCAAAAAAGAUCAUGACUCAUUUAUUGAAACAAACUUAUUAUGCACACAUUGAA